Molecule: messenger RNA, 758 nt
Organism: Quercus lobata
Lineage: Eukaryota; Viridiplantae; Streptophyta; Magnoliopsida; Fagales; Fagaceae
Source: RefSeq, a predicted model, not a curated record
UGGUCAUCUCUUCACGGGAGAGGCUUAAAUAGAUUCUGGUCUAAUAUUGGAGGAUACAAAGGUCCAUUGCUAAUGUUGGUGUCUGCAAGUAAAGAAGAUGCUCAUGGGGGUAGCACCAAUGUUAAAAAAUGGAUCAUUGGUGCACUUACAGAGAAUGGUUUUGAAAAUAAGGAUUUGUUCUAUGGAAGCUCAAGAAGUCUAUAUGCUGUAAGUCUUGUCUUCCAUGUGUUUCCGUCUGCUGGGAAAGAAAAGAACUUUGUGUAUAGCCACUUGCAACCUACUGGUAAAGUAUAUGAACGACAGCAUAAGCCUGUCGGAAUUGCAUUUGGAGGAACUAUGGGAAAUGAGAGAGUCUUUGUCAAAUGAAGAUUUCUAGCUAGAGUUACUAUUCGCCAUCAUGCCACUGACAAAACUUACCAACCUGGUUCCCUCUUCCCAGAUCAGGGGUUCCUACCUGUUGAAGCUUUGAUUUCGAAAAUUGAAGUUUGGGGAUUAGGUGGGAAAGCAGCUAAGGAAGUGCAGAGUUCAUACAGGAAGAGAGAGGAGCUUUUCACAGAGCAAAGACGAAAGGUUGACUUGAAAACAUUUGGAAGUUGGGAUGAAUCGCCCGAAAAGAUGAUGAUGGACAUGAUCUCUGAUCCCAAUGCAGUUCGGCGAGAAGAUCGUUAAGACUGUAUAGAUUUAAGAUAGUACAAAUGCCAUAUUAUACUUUUGCUGCUCAGGUGUAUUAGUAUUUAAAAAGUGUAAAUUUUGCAAAU